Messenger RNA from Eimeria necatrix, 1560 nucleotides. RefSeq lists its product as hypothetical. The transcript has a single exon. Lineage: Eukaryota; Apicomplexa; Conoidasida; Eucoccidiorida; Eimeriidae. The coding region runs from base 1 to 1560 and encodes 519 amino acids. The record is from RefSeq and is a predicted model, not a curated record.
AUGGUGGCUACAGGUACUGCUCACAAAGAGCAGCGACAGCUGCGGGGUGACGCGCAGGACUAUCAAGUUCUAGGUGACGAUAAGACUACAGUGUUUUCUCUUCCACAUCUCAAUGAAGCACAUGGGCCUCUUUGGUUCACAUCAGGUAAUCCACGGCGCCGCUUCCAAGAUCGGCACAGGAGCUCAUUGCCGCGGUUUCUAGUUGCUGCGGCUUUAAUCCUGUCCAUUUUGGUCAUUGGGGUCAUCUGCAAAGCUGCCCGAGAGGUUCCGCAGCGGCAACCAGGAUCAACACAUCGCCGCCUGGCCUCUGACUGGAGACCAGACGAAAGUGCUGAACUAUGCCAGAUAGCGGAGCACUGCCUGGAGCUGGAAGCAGACAUGGGUAUCGCUCAGCCAGCGGCACAGGCUACUGCUGGCGGAGGGCCUCUACAGAAGAUAGAAAAGCUGGUGGCCAUGUUGCAGGAAGCGGCAGAGGCCCACGAGCAGCAACGUACGGAAGGAAAAAAGUGCGUAGAGGAGCCCGAAGGUGUGAUGGAUCCCUCUUCUCAGGGCGCGGCCAAUCCAGCGCUUACCAGCCUAGGUCCUCAUCUGCACCAACUUGACGGCGACUCUUCAGCAGGGCCCGCUCUUAUCCCGGCGCCCCCAGCAAUAUCUUCUGCAGGAGGAAAUGCCUCUGAGCGGAGUUAUGUAACGUAUCAUAGCCAUGGGGUGCUGGGCGUGGUUUCACCGCUCUCAGCUAUCCAAGUUGAGGGAGCGUGCUCACAUAGUGCUCUGCAGGGACCUCCUAGGGCAUCUCCAAAAGUGCAUCCCUGUGCCGGUCAUCCUUUUGUGCGUUUGCCGUCUGUGGAGUUUGGUGUCAAGCCACGACACUUGGUGCCACAGCGUUUUUUCCUGCACAGUCGCACCAAUCUAUCGCCCUUCCCCUAUAUGAGGACUUUGCGGCAGCUACUGAUCCGAAAGUCGCUUGAUCAAGCGGGAGCUGAAGCUCUUAUGGACGCGUUGGAAAAGUUGGUAGAUAUUAUAUGGACCCAGGCGCAGGGCAGGACCCAGCAGAGGCGACCAGCUGUGGCCGUGUCCUUGCUGGGAAAGGACUUUAUCGCCAUGGAUUUCAUCGUUUCUGCCAUACAGUUGUUUAGAGAAGCCAUGGAGCUGAACUCAUGGUGGGGAAAGUUCAUUUCUGGCUUCCGAACGAAUUAUUACUUUCAUGGGGCGGGCUCUGUCCGCCCCCGCGUCCGUAACCACAACACACAAUUAGUGAACCGGCUGCUUAGCGCGAUGCGUAUAUAUAAACAAGGACUUCGCCCGUCAUUAGAUGAAGUAAUCGCGUUGAAGCGUAUGCUUUUUUGUUCACCCUCGGCCCCCAAGCCAUUCACAGAACACUACUACGACGCCUGGAGACAUGAUGACGACCUUUUCGUAAAGGAGCAGCUGAAGAGGCAACAUCUACAGAGUGUAGAAACUCAUGCACUGUUGGAGGGAUCAAAUUCUCCUGGGGAAGACAUUGAUAGCCAAGCAGAUAGUAGCACGCAUGCACAGGGAGACGGACACAUGCAAACAUAG